Rubroshorea leprosula is the source of this 493-nucleotide messenger RNA. The record is from the annotation of a GenBank genome assembly. Lineage: Eukaryota; Viridiplantae; Streptophyta; Magnoliopsida; Malvales; Dipterocarpaceae.
AAUUCAGCACCAAUUUUUUUAUUUUGAAUCCCAAAAAAAAAAAGGAAGAAAAAGAUAGAAGAAUGGAGCUACCUGUGAUAGAUUUGGAACCGUACUUGAAGAUCACCAGCCAACUUGGUGGCGACUCUGCCAAGGCAGUAACUGAUAUCGAGGUUGGAUUCGGUAAGUUGUGCGGUGAGGUGAGUUGUGUGCUUAAGGAAAUUGGGGCAUUGCAGGUCAAUGAUCUAAGAUGUCUGGCAGAGGACAAUGAUUGGUUCCUUAACAUGAUGGAGAAAAAAUUGGUGCUAAGGAUUAAGUCAAUGGCAUAGGAUUAUGUUAGAAACAUUGAAGGAAUCAGAGGAGUUGAAGAGGUGAGAAAGUGAUGGAGAUGGAGAUGAUUGCAGAAGGGCGAAAAAAAGUGGGGGCAGGGGAUUAAGAGAAAUGACGUCAUUUUGGUUUGGGACUCCAAUUUUCUUUUGAAGGGAGAUAAGACCAACAAACGUCUUUCAAUUAC